CUCUCCCCGUCCUCGUCGUCCCCACUUGUGUCCCCGCUGACCUGUACGACUUCCGCCAUGUUCUCCCGCUCUGCCUCCCGCACCCUUUCUCAGGCCCGCCAGUUCUCCUCGUCUGCGUCUCGCCAGACGAAGGUCACCGUUCUUGGCGCCGGCGGAGGCAUCGGCCAGCCCCUCUCGCUCCUCCUCAAGCUCGACCCUCACGUCACGCGUCUCAACCUCUACGAUAUCCGCGGCGCGCCUGGUGUCGCCGCCGAUGUCAGCCAUAUUGACAGUGCGAGCGAGGUUACAGGCUUUGCCGCGGACAAGCUCGACGAGGCCAUUGACGGCGCCGACGUUGUCAUAGUCCCCGCUGGUGUCCCUCGCAAGCCUGGCAUGACCCGUGACGAUCUCUUCAGCACGAACGCCUCUGUCCUCCGUGAUCUCGCGUCCGCAAUCGUGCGUGUCGCGCCCAAGGCAAACCUCUGUAUCAUCACCAACCCCGUCAACUCGCUUGUGCCAAUCGCCUCGCGUGUGUACGAGAAGGCGGGUGUGUACGACCCGAAGCGCAUCUUCGGUAUCAGCACGCUCGAUGUCGUCCGCGCGACGCGCUUCCUCGCCAGCGUGACCGGCAACGACCCUGCGGACACCCCUGUCACCGUCGUCGGCGGUCACUCCGGCGAGACGAUCGUGCCUCUUUUCUCGCAGAGUUCGUACGGCAAGGGCGUCACUGGCGAGGCGUACAAGAAGCUUGUGCACCGUGUGCAGUUCGGCGGUGACGAGGUCGUCCAAGCCAAGGCUGGUGCUGGAAGUGCGACCCUCUCUAUGGCAUACGCUGGCGCGAAGUUUGCGAACACGCUCUUCCGCGGCUUGGCUGGUGAGAAGGGUGUGAUCACCCCGACGUUCAUCCGCAGCCCGCUGUACGUCGACCAGGGCGUCGAGUACUUCGCGUCGAACGUCGAGCUUGGCCCGAACGGUGUCGAGAAGAUCCACCCUGUUGGCCCCAUUUCCGCUGAGGAGGAGGAGCUCCUCAAGGCCGCCCUUGUUGGCCUCAAGAGCAACAUCGAGAAGGGCUACAAGUUCAUCGAGGCUUGAGUAGAUAUAUCGCUACACAUAAAAAGCAUGUACUAGAUGCGCUGCACUAUUUCAGCAUAAUGUUGUGAUGCAUCCCAUGACAUCGGGGAUCCUAUC
Molecule: messenger RNA, 1167 nt
Organism: Postia placenta MAD-698-R-SB12
Lineage: Eukaryota; Fungi; Basidiomycota; Agaricomycetes; Polyporales; Adustoporiaceae
Exons: 6
Coding region: 58-1071 (337 amino acids)
Biological process (GO): carboxylic acid metabolic process; tricarboxylic acid cycle
Cellular component (GO): mitochondrion; cytoplasm
Molecular function (GO): L-malate dehydrogenase (NAD+) activity
Source: RefSeq, a predicted model, not a curated record